GGGGGUAACAGGGCUGGACACACAUCCUCUCUCCCUCUUUCCAUGCCUCCAGCUCUCCUUCAGGACAGCUGUGGGGGGGCUAAAUCAGAGCACACAAACAUAGUUAGUAGUCGGAGAGGCUUGGCGGCGGAGCGUCCACUGGGAGUAGGAUCCUCAGGCUGAAGCUGGGCUCUGUCUUUGCUUUGUAGACGUCAAGGACUUCACUGGAGUUGCACAUUCACUGCUGGAGAGGAUUAGAUGGGUUUAUCUUUUCACCGUGUGGAUAUUUAAUUGAAUUCACUGCUGCUCUUCGUGGGGGCAAACACACGUUUUGGAAAUUGGGUGAAGAAGAAGAAGAAAGAAGCAGAAAGAUAAAAGUCCUCCAUUCCAUGGUGACAGAAGGCGUCUUUUCUCUCCUUCAUUCUCCUUCAAGUUGAGGGGACAUGUCGCGACCUCCGUCCUCCCAGACCACUCCUCAGUUCUACAGAGUCAGCGACAGAGACCUCACAGAGAUCGAGCUCCACUCUGUGGACUCCAUCAACGACCUGCACCGAACGCACGCCGAGCACAGCCACAAAGGGACGAGGCCUCCUCGGCCUGCGUACACGCCGUCCCCGAACGGGAACCUCUUCACCUGCGACAGGACAGCUGUCAAUCAAAGGGGCCAUCCGGUCACAUGGCAGAGUCGCCUGCAGGACAUGCUGACGCCAAGUUCAUCACGAGCUUACGCCAUGGGCUGCGCCAUUAUCACUCUGCUCCUGCUGACGGUGUUGCUCAUCUUCUACUUUUUAGUCCAGCAGGGUGGAGCGAUCCGGAUGCUGACCGAGGCGGUGAGGGAGAAGGAGGCUGCAGCCACAGAGCUGACCCUGCUCCUCCAGGAACUCCAGGCUCUGAGACUCAACCUGACAGCCAUGAGAGCACAGACAUGAGGAAGAUACGCGUAGAGAAACUGUUGCGCGCACGCGAGUUUAUUAGUUUAAUUGUGAAACAUGUGGCAACAUGUUCUGUGAAUGUGUUUCAAGGCUUCUCACUGUGUCCUGCCUCCAUAGUACGUAGUUGCUGUGCUGUUCAUUCACAAUUAAUGCACCGACUAAUGUCUUGACACUAUGUUUAUUUUGCUGUCGUCUCACAAACUGGAUUUAUGUGACAAACUUUAAACCGCCUGUUUCAA
Mugil cephalus (flathead mullet) is the source of this 1150-nucleotide messenger RNA. RefSeq lists its product as uncharacterized. Lineage: Eukaryota; Metazoa; Chordata; Actinopteri; Mugiliformes; Mugilidae. The transcript is spliced from 4 exons. Bases 423 to 908 code for a protein of 161 amino acids. The record is from RefSeq and is a predicted model, not a curated record.